Molecule: messenger RNA, 1200 nt
Organism: Malaya genurostris
Lineage: Eukaryota; Metazoa; Arthropoda; Insecta; Diptera; Culicidae
Exons: 2
Coding region: 12-1157 (381 amino acids)
Molecular function (GO): protein binding
Source: RefSeq, a predicted model, not a curated record
UCGUUUCUGUGAUGAACUUUGGUUGUUUAUUUUACUUCUUGACAGCUGUUCAACUAACCCGUACCGCCGCAUGGUUGUACCCCUGCAAGCGACUUGGCUGGGGUUCAUACACACUGCACAAACAGUGCGUCCUGGAGAAUGUAGUCAUUAAAAAUGAAACGCUGCUGUACCGGAUCUACUUUCCUCCGGUUGAUCUGGAAAUCGAAUCCGGCUUCAUACCGGACUUCAGUCGGGAGGUCGCAGAACGAAUGAGCCCGAAAACUAAGCGACUUUCGGUACAGUUUUGUGGCACUGAGCGGGCAUUCAUCAGGGAAUCCUUGGAGUAUGUUCAACUUAGUUACAAUAUGAUCUCCGAAGUGAGUUUCGAUUCCGCACAGCGAUUGAACGUUUGGUCGUUGCAUAUGAACAAUAACAAUUUGCGGGACAUUUCGUUCGUGAGUGACAUCGAAUCGUUGGUAAUUUUGACGGCGAGGAAAAAUUUAAUAAGUUCGGUUGAUUGGAACACGUUCAAGAACUUGCACCGUUUGUUGACGUUAGAUUUAACGAGUAACCUAAUCAAGAAAAUUGAUAGCUCGACUGAUCUACAACUACCAGUGCUGAAACGUCUCAUUCUAGGAAGCAACAGAAUCGAACAGUUUGACCUAAACGGAUUAACUUUGAGUGAAGUCAAAGAAUUCAACAUUUCGUAUAAUCAAUUGAUGAGCAUCAACCUUUUCGAUUUCGACCGAACCUUCCGCGCACUAGAAUCUAUUGAUGUGAGUAACAAUCCCUGGAAUUGUGAAAGGCGUCGGCGGUUUGACGACAGAAUGAUUCUGACAGGAGUGAUCAAACGACGAUCGAUGUCUUCGGAGCAAGUCGCCUGUCACGAAGAUCAACUAGAAGCGAUCGCGCUGACUACACCGGAAGCGAUACAUAAAGAACAGUACAAUUUUAAUCACAUGAAAGAUUUUUAUUCCGAUCAAGUCAAGCAACACGACAUCAGCAGGCGACUAGCGAUUGCAAAAGAAAGAUUUUCGUACCUAAGCUAUGAUUUAGAAACGAUGGACACUUCCUUGCGUAAAUUGAAUCAGAAAACCGCUCAUCUGUUCCAGUUAUACAAUCUACGAACGUCACGUAACAUAAACAUCUCUAGCCUAGCGUGCUACUCUUGCACAUAAUCUCCGAAUGGAAUAAUAAAGCCGUAAAACCGUAAAAUUAUUA